Messenger RNA from Labrus bergylta (ballan wrasse), 2459 nucleotides. RefSeq names its product solute carrier family 6 member 5 (gene slc6a5). Gene Ontology annotation, cellular component: plasma membrane. Lineage: Eukaryota; Metazoa; Chordata; Actinopteri; Labriformes; Labridae. Gene Ontology annotation, molecular function: glycine:sodium symporter activity. The record is from RefSeq and is a predicted model, not a curated record. Gene Ontology annotation, biological process: glycine import across plasma membrane; sodium ion transmembrane transport; synaptic transmission, glycinergic.
AUGUUGGGCAUUGCCGGGAUCCCAAUCUUUUUACUGGAGGUGUCUCUGGGCCAGUUUGCCAGCCAGGGGCCCGUGUCAGUGUGGAAAUGCAUCCCAGCUCUGCAAGGUUGCGGGAUUGCCAUGUUGAUAAUAUCUGUCUUGAUAGCCAUAUACUAUAAUAUUAUUAUGUGCUGGACACUGUACUACCUGUUCGCUUCGUUGAAGGGCUCACUGCCAUGGGCUAACUGUAGGAAUGAGUGGAACACGGUGGAAUGUAAGGACAAAGACAUGCUGCUGUUAGACACGUGCAUCCUGCGGGACAGAAACAUCACCUCAGUGAAGAACUCCACUUUCUGUCUGUCCGCAAACGCUGUUGGAAACCUGAGCAAACUGCUCAACAUGACUGUGGACGGAAACAAGACCUACGUCAGCCCUAGUGAGGAGUACUUCAAGUAUAACGUGUUACACAUCUCUAAAGGAAUAGAGUAUCCAGGAGACAUCCGCUGGCCUCUAGCCGGCGCUCUGUGUCUGGCCUGGAUCAUCGUCUACCUCUCUUUAGCCAAAGGAAUCAAGUCAUCAGGAAAGGUUGUCUAUUUCACAGCCACAUUUCCCUAUGUGGUGCUGGUCAUCCUGCUGAUCAGAGGAGUGACCCUGCCUGGAGCCUUCGAUGGCAUCCUUUACUUUAUCACACCAAAGUGGGAGAAACUGAGCGACGCAAAGGUGUGGAAAGACGCAGCCACUCAGAUCUUCUUCUCUCUGUCGGCUGCUUGGGGAGGCCUCAUCACUCUGUCCUCCUACAAUAAGUUUCACAAUAACUGCUACAGGGACACUAUUAUUGUGACGUGUACAAACAGUGCCACCAGUAUAUUUGCUGGGUUUGUCAUCUUCUCGGUCAUUGGUUUCAUGGCACAUGAGCUCAAAGUGCCGAUAGAGAAGGUGGCAGAUGAAGGUCCAGGCAUUGCAUUUGUGGUGUAUCCAGAGGCUCUGACCAGACUCCCCCUCUCUCCCUUCUGGGCGAUCAUCUUCUUCCUCAUGCUCCUGACUCUUGGCCUGGAUACCAUGUUUGCCACCAUUGAAACCAUCGUAACCUCCGUGUCCGACGAGUUCCCCAAAUACUUGAGGAAACACAAACCUGUGUUCACCCUGUGCUGCUGCGCCUGCUUCUUCAUCCUGGGAUUUCCCAUGAUCACAGAGAGCGGGAUGUACAUGCUGCAGCUGGUCGACACAUUCGCAGCGUCCUACUCUUUGGUCAUCAUUGCUAUCUUCGAGCUGGUUGGGAUUUCCUACCUCUAUGGUCUGCAGAGAUUUUGCGAGGACAUUGAAAUGAUGAUUGGUUUCCAGCCAAACCGAUUCUGGAGGAUCUGCUGGGCCUUUGUGACUCCAACCAUUCUGACGGGCAUCCUAGGACUGAGUCUGUACCAGUGGAAGGUGAUGACAUACGAGGACUACACCUACCCCAACUGGUCCAUGGUUAUGGGCUGGCUCAUGGUCACCUGCUCCGUCAUCUGGAUCCCCAUCAUGUUCUUAAUUAAGAUGUACCUCGCACCAGGCACCCUCUCUGAGCGCCUCAAACUGGUCUGCUCUCCGCAGCCCGACUGGGGUCCCUUCUUGAUGAAGCAUCGUGGAGAACGCUACAAGAACAUGAUGGACCCUCUGGGAACCAACUCACUGGGCCUCAAACUGCCCCCCAAGGACUUCCAGCUCGGCUCCUACCAGUAGCAGCUGCCUCUGCAGCACCAGAGCCAACAAACCCGACCCCUGCAGGGGGGGUGGGGCACAACGAGGAAGGAGACCUUCACCUCUUUUUCUCCUUCCUACCAUCCCAUUUUCUCCUUCCCGUUCCUCACCCUCUUUGCUUCCUGUCUUCCUCCCUGUAAUGUGGAUAUGGAAACAGGCUCCCUUUCUUUACCACUUCCUCUCCUCUCGUAUGAAGGAGUGGGUUUUCACAGGUGGAGGUCUACUCCUCCACUGCUGCUUUGUACUCGGUUAAUGGGCUAUCAUCGCCUUCCACACAUGACCACUGAUUACUCCAGAACCCUUCCCAGGGAUAUUUAUUCCAAGAGAAAAAUUGUGUCAUAAAAUGACACAGCUCAGACUGCACUUGCAAUAUUAGACUCACCGUAGCUGCUCCCUAUGGAGUCCAGUGUGUGUGUGUGUGUGUGUGUGUGUGCGUGUGUGUGUGAGUGUGUGCGUGGUUUUGUGAGCAUGUGUGCUGUCAUCUUGGUGUGUAGAGGUAAUGAAUCAUUACGGUGGAAGCAGACACAGGAAAACAAAAAGAAAAUUGAGCGACAGAGAAACAGUGCUUCAACGAGCUCGGCGGGGAUCUGUGUUUUGUUCCAUCUCUGUACAAAUUUCCAUCUGCAAUACAAAUAAUAUCAACUGCCUCGGGAAAAAAAACAAAAAAACAACACAGUAUGCAUUGGCAUCACAUUUUGUUCCUAUCCAGGAGUAUAUAUAUAUAUAUAUAUAUAUAUAUAUGU